Molecule: messenger RNA, 2181 nt
Organism: Letharia columbiana
Lineage: Eukaryota; Fungi; Ascomycota; Lecanoromycetes; Lecanorales; Parmeliaceae
Exons: 2
Coding region: 1-2181 (726 amino acids)
Biological process (GO): proteasome-mediated ubiquitin-dependent protein catabolic process
Cellular component (GO): nucleus
Molecular function (GO): protein-macromolecule adaptor activity; protein binding
Source: RefSeq, a predicted model, not a curated record
AUGGAGGAUCAAACCCCACUUGGGUCGCAAGAGAACCCUCUAUCCAGCCGUGCAACCUCGACGAGCAGAGAGAACCUGGGUUCGUCACCUGUGCUUCCCACCCUGGACAAAAGACAUGGCAGCAAACCACGUAAAGCACCAACAAUAACACCCAGAACUUUCACGCGAUUCUUCACACCAAAGUCUUCCCUGGAACGAGGUGGCCGGAUUGGUGCGUCGAGGCAGGCAUUGAGAGACAUUACAGCGUCGGCGUCAAAUCGCAAAGGGCGAAGGACGUCAACAAAAGAUACCAUACAAAUAUUCGAAGGCGAUGGCGAAGGAGUCGUGCUUGGCUCGAAGAGGAGGAAGCGAAAAAUACCUGAUUCUCUAGACAUGACACCAGAUCGCUCGUCACCUCUGAAAAGGAUACGUAACCAGUCAUUGGAGAUUUCGGAAGAUGAGGGCAGUGACACAGGUACAAAUGAGUCUAGAGACGACGCCGAAGAUCCUUUCCGGAGAUAUGGCAGGCAGCCAAAUUCCAUUGAGCGCAUCAUCGGCUCCAAUUAUCAUGGCUGCCAGGGAAGAUACUUACGGCGAGAGAUCGGUAUCCAGAGGAGAGCAUCGGAACUCCGGUGCUUUGGUCGUAGCGUUGGGAUGUCGGAGUGGCAACAGGAGACGACCCACUUCUCGACCAGACCCGAAGAUGCACAUGUUUGCAUGAAUGUCGCAGCGCCAUCAGACCACACGAUACCGUUCUGUACUACAAGCUGCAACACCAACACUCUUGUUGCCAUUGGAGACGAGGACGGAGGUGUGAGGUUGCUCGAGAGUUCGAAGGGCGAAAAGCCAGAAUUUUCAAAGGCAUACUUAGCAUUUCGGCCGCAUUCAAAUGCCAUCCUCGACUUAGCCUUUUCUCGUGAUGAUCUUCUAUUAGCAACGGCAUCCGGAGAUCAGACCUCGCAAGUUAUCGACAUGCCCACCCAACGAGCCACCUACACCUUAGCCGGCCACGUCUCUUCUGUCAAACAAGUCUGCUUCCAGCCAGGUAGCUCAAACGUUCUCGCAAGCUCAAGUCGCGACGGCAGCGUGCAAAUAUGGGAUCUGCGAUGCAAGGGAUUUGAUGCUCCUGUCCGGGACAUCAGAGUCUCGGUCGAACCCUCCAGCAUUAGCACUACCCGAAGCUCUGUGCCGAAUAAACUGACAUGGGCUCGCUCUGUCAAUACCAUCUUCGAGGCACACGCAAGCCGGCAACCAGCGUCGACCAAUGCAGCUGCCAGCGGCAGGCUCGCACCAAGUUUCGAUGCACCCUCCAAGACCGAGUCUCCCGGCAGGAGAGGCGACGUUUCCAUCACGGCACUCUCGUUCCUGCACCCUGGACGAGAGCAUCUUUUCCUCACCGCAUCCGAAGCAAACGCUAGUGUCAAGCUAUGGGAUCUCCGUACCACACACAAUCACCGCCGAAGCCGGGCAACACCUUUGUCAAGCACCCGACAGCCCGACAGCCACAACAAGCACCGUCAUUUCGGCCUAACUUCUCUGUCGCUAAGUGGCGAUGGUGGACGACUGUACGCGUUGUGUAGAGAUAACACCAUCUAUGCGUACUCGACUUCGCAUCUGAUACUAGGUCAUGCACCAGAGCUUUCCAAAUCAUUCUUGAAGCCCCGAAGAUCUGGUGGUUCUGAGAAAGAAGGCCUGGGGCCAAUCUAUGGUUUUCGACAUCCAAAAUUUCAUGCAACCACGUUUUAUGUCAAAUCUGCUUUACGGCCUGCAAAGGACGACCAGAGCGAGAUGCUCGCGGUGGGAAGCAGCGAUGGCUGUGCCGUGAUAUUUCCGACAGAUGAAAGAUACUUGCAGCGCUCGAACCACCAGCGGAUGCUGUUUUCGGACUCACCGUUUCCAAGAAGCCGGCCCUCUUUAACACGAACAGAUAGCGGCACUGGCCUCUCCACUCGCCUGGAAGACACAAUCCCCAUAUACCAGCAUGGCUCGGCACUGAUUCGAGGCCACAGCAGAGAAAUGACUGGGCUGACGUGGAGUCCAAGAGGGGAGCUGGUCACUGUCGGUGAUGACUUUGUGGCGAGAUGCUGGCGGGAGGAUGACGCGUAUGCCAGAGAUUUACGGUUGGGUGGUGAAAAGGAAGGACGGCGAUGGGGUUGUGGGUGGGCUGAAGCUGAAAAGGGGUGGGAUGAUGACGACGGGUGA